Molecule: messenger RNA, 4343 nt
Organism: Drosophila melanogaster (fruit fly)
Lineage: Eukaryota; Metazoa; Arthropoda; Insecta; Diptera; Drosophilidae
Gene: acj6
Product: abnormal chemosensory jump 6
Exons: 8
Coding region: 751-1851 (366 amino acids)
Biological process (GO): neuron development; positive regulation of transcription by RNA polymerase II; DNA-templated transcription
Cellular component (GO): nucleus
Molecular function (GO): DNA-binding transcription factor activity; DNA-binding transcription factor activity, RNA polymerase II-specific; DNA binding
Source: RefSeq, marked reviewed
AUCACAACACCACGCGCGCUUGUCUAGUUGUGAAAUCUGUGUCCUGUGUCCUGUGCGCUGGCGUUUUUGAAAAUUUCGAAAAAAUAGUUUGUUGAAGGCGUCUGCAAAAAUAAAUACACACACAUAUAUGCCCAUUUAGCGCGGCGGUACGGUCGAGCGGUACAGAAGCAGAAGCAGAGUAAUAUCACGCAAUCAAAUUGCAAGUCCAAGAAACAGGAAACGGAAGUCGGUAUAAAACGCGGGCCAACAGCUCCGCUUCGCAAACGGUAAACAGUUUGAACGCCGACGCCAAACCGUUUAACCCGUUUCGAGUGCGCGUAAUUCGAUUAGCAGUCCAAAAGCCAAGCAAAAAAUAAAUAAGAAAUAGAGAAGAAAAUUACAAAUAAUCAACCGACGGCAUUCGGUAACUACUUGGGCAACAUUUUUUUACUGUGAUUUUUUUCUCAGUUCUGUCGCGUUUCACAAAAAAAAAAAAAUACCCAUUCAAUUUGAUGAACUAGCCAACGGGCCAAGAGAAUAAAUACAAGUGCAGUGCAUACGAUCGAUCGAAGAAUCAAAGCCAAUAUAUAAGUAGAAAGAAAUAUAGUUUAGGGCACAGUUGAGCGGGCCCAGUGCAUUUGAUAUUUGUUGAUGUCCUGCAUGCAGGACACGUGCUAAGGCUGUCCCAGUAAGUGCUUCAAAAUUUACUCGCCAACCACUUUCGACGCCUCCAGGGCGUUCAAGCUGGAGGAGGAUUUCGUCGGCGGCUGCAUGACAAUGUCGAUGUAUUCGACGACGGAUAAAAUGAAAAUGUCAGCGCCCAGUUGUUUUCCAGGACGCUACAGUCCCUCCUAUCGAAGUUCGGAGCAAAUGCGUCGCUGCAUGCCAAAUCCAUCUGGUGAUAUCUUCGCGGGCAUCAACGAUGGAAUCCUCAGCAGAGCGGAGGCCCUGGCCGCCGUCGACAUCCAGAAGCACCAAGCCCAGCAUGUACAUAGCCAAAUGCCCUCCCAAAUUAAGCACGACGUCAUGUACCAUCAUCACUCCAUGAGUGGGCCUCCCCAGCGUCCGUUGCAGGAAAAUCCUUUUUCUCGACAGAUGCACCACUCGAUGGACCAACUGGACAUGCUGGAUCCGACGGGCUCGAUGACCACACUGGCGCCCAUCUCGGAGUCGCCGCUAACGCCCACACACCAACACCUGCACGGUUCCUAUCACAGCAUGAAUCACAUGAUGAGCCACCACCAUCCGGGCACGUUAAGUGGCCAUACGGGGGGACAUCAUGGACACUCGGCGGUACAUCAUCCUGUUAUCACGGCGGCAGUGGCUGCCGCUGGCCUGCAUCCCGACACAGAUACCGAUCCUCGCGAGCUGGAGGCGUUUGCGGAGCGAUUCAAGCAGCGGCGCAUCAAGCUGGGUGUCACGCAGGCGGACGUGGGCAAAGCCCUGGCCAAUCUCAAGUUACCUGGCGUCGGAGCGCUGUCGCAGAGCACGAUCUGUCGAUUCGAGAGCCUGACCCUGUCCCACAACAACAUGAUCGCCCUUAAGCCCAUCCUGCAGGCGUGGCUCGAGGAGGCCGAGGCGCAGGCGAAAAACAAGCGGCGCGAUCCGGAUGCGCCCAGUGUCCUGCCGGCGGGCGAAAAGAAAAGAAAAAGGACUUCCAUUGCGGCACCUGAAAAGCGUUCUCUGGAAGCCUACUUCGCCGUCCAGCCGAGGCCAUCCGGUGAGAAAAUCGCAGCGAUUGCCGAAAAGCUGGAUUUGAAGAAAAACGUGGUGCGCGUCUGGUUCUGCAAUCAACGUCAAAAACAAAAACGUAUAGUUAGUAGUGUAACACCAUCAAUGACUGGCCACGGUUCGGCGGGAUUUGGAUACUGAUAGUCGUUUAUGACGGCAGCGGCGGCGGUUAACACGGCAGCGGCAGCGGCGGCAGGAGCGGCACAUGCGACAUUGGGAACGGCGGCGGCGGCGGCGGCAGCGACAUCGGCCUGUCUGGGCGACUAUUAUCUGUAGUUCUCUGUAUCGGAAACUGGUUCUGAACCGAUCCAAACCGAUACCGAUACCGAUCCCGAUCCUGGUCCUGCUCCUGAUCCUCGUACAUACAUGUAGUAUUCUUCGCAACGGCAGCAACACCCCCACAACCACCACUACCACCACCACCACCACCAUCAUCAUCACAACCACAAGGGCAACCACAGCGAUAACGACAACCACAAUAACCACGACGAUGACCACUUCUCUCUACGUCUUUCACUCAGUAAUCAACCAGCAGCGGCCAGAAAUAAUACUAAUAAUAAUAAAAACAGCAUUACACAGAACUAUAACAUUUAUAUACACCUUCUCCUCAACUAUAUAUGUAUAUCCCCCGAUUCUUAAGCCCGCUCCCACCUCCUACGAUCAAUCAGAAAGAGAGAGAGAGAGCGAGAGAGAGUGAGUGUGAGAGAGAGAGCUAAACCCCCAACCGAGCGCCCAAAAAUCGAAAUGGAGAAAACUCGAGCAUUAUCCAAGUAAACAUCGUUGGCAAAUAACACAACCAAUGAGAAUGCAAAUUGAAUACCAAGAAAUACAAGAAUUUUUUUAGGAACGAAUAAUGAAACAAUGGACCAACAUAUCAAAUGCAAUAAUUUAUUGAAUUGUAUAAGAAAAAAAGGAAGAAAAAAACGAGCAAAAAGCGGUGAACAAAUUGAAAUGAUAAAUCAAUUGAACACGGGCCUUCCCCUCCAAAACGAGAACCCCCAACUGCUACUGCCCAACAACAAGGAUACACAGGACAUCACACGCACACACUGCUACAAAACUAAACACACACACAGACAGACACUGACACACACACACACAAACACAUACAAAUCCAGAGACAGAGAGACACACAAAGACCAAAAGAAUGCCAAGAAAUUGCUUCAAGUGAUCCGAUAAUAAGAAUCUAAGCUUAUAAAUCUAAGGAAAAGGCAAAAUGAAUGUGGACGAGCUGGGGUAAAAGAAAAGGUAGAAGCCAUGGAUAACGACGGCGGCAACAUGAGUUCCAUGUUGCAUGCAGCAUGCAGCAAGCAGCACUAGCAACCACCACCACACUGACAAAACCCCCGCACACAUGCCCCAAAAAAACAGAAGCGCUAUGCAUUAGCCACUGUAUAUACGCUAUAUACAUACCUAUAUAGGGAACUUUGAUUCGAUUGUAAAUACCGCAGCUAUAUAUGCAACACCCACAUCGCCCCACCCACACACACACACACACACAUCAACUGUAGCCAAAGGAAACCAGAAACAAAACGACUUUCAGCUAGCUUACAGUAGAGAUCCUAGAACUAAUCCGUACACCCUAAUCCCUCAUCUGAAAUCCCCAAUCACUAAUCCGUAGGCCCCAUGCGAACGGAAGAAAAACCGGAUUUCCCCCCGCCAAAGAGAAAAACCAAACCAACACACACACACUCGCCCCAAAAAAAAAAAAAAAAAAACAAAACAAAACAGCUCAGCAAGGCAUGAUUUAAUUUUUUUUGUCUAAUUAUAAGUAAACUAAUGCAAGAACGAUAUCAUCAAGGAGAUAACGAAAAACCGAAUAAAAAAAAAUGUUAGCAGCAACUGGAGAUAUUGCAACGAAUUUAAAAUGUUGCCAAACUAAACUAAACUAAUGCAGAAUGGGAAACCUAAAAGCAUAUAUAAAUAUAAAAGCAAACAACUCUAUGACAACUAUGAAUUACAUAUAAAUAUAUAGUAUAUAUAUAAAGAAUUUUAAAAAAAUUAUAUACUAUACAUAACAUUUUUUUUUUGUUUUUUUUUAUUGUAUAAUUUAGCACAUUUCAUAGUUUUAACUAGACUUGUACAUAUAAAAAGGAAGAAAUAUAAAGGUAUCGAAUAAAUAUAUAUAUAUAUACAUAUAUAUAUGUACACAUAUAUAUAUAUAGCGUGCGUGUGAGUGAUUUUGAAUGAGUAGCCAUAAAGAAAAACCAAAAAAAAAACACGAAAAAACCAAACUCAAGCGCGAAAUUCAAUAAUAAUUUUAAAUGAAAGCUAAAUAAAAUAAAAUAAAAUAACAAAUAGUUUUGUAUCGAAUGGGAAUGGAACACUAAAUCGAGAAAACCCCAACAUUUUGCCGACAAAUUAGUGCAUAAACAAUGUAAACCAAUUAAAAAACGUAAAAUUUUUUUCAUCAAACCAAAACAAAAUGCGCAUAAUAAUGUUUAUAAAAAAUUAUAAUACAUACCAUUGAUAACGGAACAUGCCCAAGCUCAUAACUACAUUUAAAUUUAAUUUUAGUAGUUUCUAGACACAAGAAAUACUGUAGCAUGAAAAUCAAUUGAUUGCAGCGCUCGAGUGCUGGCGGAGAUAAAUAAGUAAAUAAUAAAAAUGCAGCGAAAAGCAAACAAAAAUUA